UGAAGUGUCAUCUUUCUAUCAAUGCGCAGAUUUUUAGUUACAUAAUGAGCGUGUGUUGAUAAAAAGAAAUUCGCGAUGAUGGUCGGGAUAACACCGUAUACUUGCAGAAAUGCGCUUCGUCAAAUCAGAAGUUUGCAUACUGCAGCAGUUCAAAAUGCUGAAGCCAGAUUAAAAACUUUCUCGAUUUAUCGUUGGAAUCCGGAUAAGCCUGAUGAGAAACCAUACAUGCAGAAAUAUAAAGUUGAUUUGAAUACUUGUGGGCCAAUGGUGUUGGAUGCAUUGAUUAAAAUUAAAAAUGAAGUGGAUCCAACUUUGACAUUCCGUCGUUCUUGUCGUGAAGGUAUCUGUGGAUCUUGUGCUAUGAAUAUUCAAGGAACAAACACACUGGCAUGUAUUAGCAAAAUUGAUAAAAAUACAAGCUCAUCGUGUGACAUUUAUCCUUUACCACAUAUGUAUAUUGUCAAGGAUUUAGUGCCAGACCUAAAUAAUUUCUACGAACAGUAUCGUAGCAUACAGCCUUGGCUACAGCAUAAAGGUAUAAAGAAAGUUGGUAACCAACAGUAUUUGCAGAGUGUAGAAGACCGAAAAAAAUUGGAUGGUCUCUAUGAAUGUAUUCUUUGUGCUUGCUGCAGUACUUCUUGUCCAUCAUAUUGGUGGAAUGGUGAUAAAUAUUUAGGCCCUGCAGUACUUAUGCAAGCUUACAGAUGGAUUAUUGACUCGCGAGAUACUCAAACGAAUGAGCGUCUGGAGAAACUGAAAGAUCCAUUUUCAGUUUAUCGCUGUCAUACAAUUAUGAAUUGCACACGUACUUGUCCAAAGGGUUUAAAUCCUGGAAAGGCAAUAGCGGAAAUAAAGAAAUUAUUAGCUAAUAUUAGUCAAAAACCACAAGCGGAACUUCCAGCAUCUCCAUAGCUAAGGGAAAUCAGGUUUCUUACUAUGUGGAACUCUAUAUGGAAACUAUGCGGUGCAGUAAUUAAUAAUUAUUAGCACGAACCCUCAAAAGUUACUCGGACUGUGCUUUAUUAGCCCGAUAUCUUCACGGUUCGGCAGCCAUUCGAAUCCUAGCAGUCUCACGUGAUCGAUUGUGCACCUCAGCUGUGCGCAAUGUUAUACCAAAUAUGUCUUCAUGAUAACGAUUCUCAUCCUGAAAGAAAGAAUUAUUCCAUACAAGUGAGACAAUUUAUAUUCCUGUGGCUAUUAUUUGUUCAUAUUAUAUGCUGUAUAAAUAGUAAAUAAGCAAUAAGAAAAGAAUAAUAAUGGGCAGAAAAUUUAUACCCUGAGUGAUAACAUAUACGCUUCGACUUCCUUGUCGGUCAAUUGGCCAUUCGUUUGUAUAAUGUGUUUCAAGGUUUGAUAAACAUCCUCUGCCAUUGUGCAAUCUCCGCAAACGUAGAAAUGUCCGUGCUCAUGUACUACCAUUGUGUAAAUCUCAGAUGCUUUCGUUAGGAUCAAAUCUUGCACAUAAGUCUAGGUAAAAUUCAUAUAAACUUAGAUUUAUAUUAUAACAUUAUAGAUCGUAUUUGUUAUUUUACAAAUUUGUUUUUACUUAUCAUAUUUAUUAAUAUAAAAUGAUGAACAAAAGGAUUACUUACAUUAUGCUGAAAUAAAUCUAGAGUUCAAGGAACAUGAUAGAGAUCAAGUUUAAUUCAAGUAAUUACAAAUCUGAAUCGAAUAUUGAGAUUUAAAUGUUUGUAAAAUCUAUGUUAUUUGCUGUGAUUGCAAAAUUAUGUAUGAACUGCAUAUUUAUAGCUUUCAAAAAUUUUAUUUGAAAGGAAGAAUUAUGUUUUUAUGCAUAAAAGAAUCAAACUUCUUAGAAGUGUCCUUUGCAAACUUUUUCUUUCUAGUUAUUUUCUUAGAUAAUAAAGAACACACAUGUGUA
Messenger RNA from Camponotus floridanus (Florida carpenter ant), 1879 nucleotides. RefSeq names its product succinate dehydrogenase [ubiquinone] iron-sulfur subunit, mitochondrial (gene SdhB). NCBI's taxonomy places the organism in Eukaryota, Metazoa, Arthropoda, Insecta, Hymenoptera, Formicidae. Gene Ontology annotation, biological process: tricarboxylic acid cycle; respiratory electron transport chain; aerobic respiration. The coding region runs from base 76 to 912 and encodes 278 amino acids. Gene Ontology annotation, cellular component: mitochondrial membrane. The record is from RefSeq and is a predicted model, not a curated record. Gene Ontology annotation, molecular function: electron transfer activity; 2 iron, 2 sulfur cluster binding. The transcript is spliced from 8 exons.